AUGGGAAACUCGCGGAUCCAGAAUCAUCAAAGCAUCACUCAGAACAAAGAAGAAGGGGAUCACAAUGAAUAUUAUUCAAUGUUAUGCACCCACCAACGAUAGCAACGACGACAUUAAAGAUCAAUUCUACGAGCGGCUGCAGUCAAUCAUAGAGAAGUGCCCACCAUUCUGAUGGGAGAUCUAAACGCCAAAGUCGGAAUAGACAACACCGGAUAUGAAGAUAUUAUGGGACGAUAUGGACUGGGUGAGAGAAACGAAAAUGGAGAAAGAUUUGCAAAUCUGUGUGCAUUCAACAAAUUGGUCAUAGGCAGCACAAUAUCCCCACACAAACGUAUACACAAAGCUACAUGGAUCUCACCGGACCACACUACAGAGAACCAGAUAGAUCAUAUUUGCAUCAAUAAAAAGUUCGGAAGGACAAUGGAAGAUAUGAGAACCAGGAGAAGAGAUGACAUAGCUUCAGAUCACCACCUAGUUUUGGCCAAUUUAAAACUGAAGCUAAAGAAACACUGGAAAUCUAAGGGAACAAUAUUACAUAUGUUCGAUAUAGCCUUCCUUCGAGAUACUGACACCCUCAAUGAAUUCAAGAUAGCUCUCAACAACAGGUUCCAAGCCUCACAGGAUCUACUGAAAGAAACUACUACGGGGAACAACUGGAAAGGCAUCAAUGAAGCACUAACUCCAACGUGUCAGGAGGUUCUGGGCCUCAAGAAGCAUCAUCAUAAAGAAUGUAUAUCUAUAGAAACACUGGACAGGAUCAAAGAAGGAAGAACAAGAAGAUAGCAAUCAACAACAGCUGAACACGAGCAGAGAAAUUCGAGGCACAAGCUGAAUACACAGAAGUAAAUAAGCAAGUAAAGAGGGGCAUAAGAACCGACAAGCAGAAAUACGUGAAUGAUCUAGCAGUGAUAGUGAAUAAAGCUGCAAGAGAAGGAAAUAUGAAAC
Schistosoma margrebowiei is the source of this 945-nucleotide messenger RNA. The record is from the annotation of a GenBank genome assembly. Lineage: Eukaryota; Metazoa; Platyhelminthes; Trematoda; Strigeidida; Schistosomatidae.